Aspergillus pseudoviridinutans is the source of this 1098-nucleotide messenger RNA. Its product is annotated as glycoside hydrolase family 16 protein. The transcript has 3 exons. The record is from RefSeq and is a predicted model, not a curated record. Gene Ontology annotation, molecular function: hydrolase activity, hydrolyzing O-glycosyl compounds; glycosyltransferase activity. Gene Ontology annotation, cellular component: fungal-type cell wall. NCBI's taxonomy places the organism in Eukaryota, Fungi, Ascomycota, Eurotiomycetes, Eurotiales, Aspergillaceae. Gene Ontology annotation, biological process: fungal-type cell wall organization; carbohydrate metabolic process. Bases 1 to 1098 code for a protein of 365 amino acids.
AUGAUACUGCAAUUGCUGGCCAUUUCGGCCUUUGUCUCCCUCGGUACCGCGCAGACCUAUACCAGCUGCAAUCCUACCAAUAGCCUGAAACAAUGGAGCCUGUCCACCGAUUUCACCCAAGGCAGCUCCGAUGAAUGGACUGCCAUAUCGGGCAAUGUCACCUACGGCAGCAAUGGAGCCGAAUUCACCAUCAACAAGCGGUACGAUGCGCCUACUCUCGAGACCAACUUUUACAUUUUCUUCGGCGAGGUCGAGGUUGUCAUGAGAGCAGCCAAUGGCACCGGUAUCGUUAGCUCCAUCGUCAUGGAGUCGGAUGAUCUGGACGAGGUUGACUGGGAAUGCACUGGAACCGACACCACUCAGAUCGAAACCAACUACUUUGGCAAAGGCAACACGACCAGUUAUGACCGCGCCAUCUGGGAGACCGUCAGCACUCCCCAGGACGAAUUCCACACGUACAAAGUCGUCUGGACCGCCGCCGCCAUAACCUGGUACAUUGACGGGACCUCCGUGCGCACACUCGAGUAUGCUGAUGCCCUCGACGGGAAGAACUACCCGCAAACACCCAUGGUCGUGAAGCUGGGCAUCUGGGCCGGAGGAGAUCCGUCCAACGGCGAGGGAACGAUCGAGUGGGCCGGCGGCGAGACGGAUUACGACGAUGUUCCCUUCACCAUGUACGUCAAGUCGGUCAACAUCAUCAACUACAACCCCGCUGCUUCGUACAACUACACCGACCAGACGGGUUCGUAUACCAGUAUUGUGGCCUCGAACUCGACUACCGGCAGCGGUAUCCAUAGCUCGAACUCGGUCAGUGUGUCCGCUUCUUCGUCCUCUACUUCCACCUCUACGUCCUCCAUCUCCACCUCUACGUCUUCUAAAGCAUUGAUUGCUGAGGCGAGUACUUACCCAGCCUCUGUGCAGACCUCGAGCAGUGGUGUUGUCAGCUCGUCCUCGUCGUCUGCUUCCUCUUCUUCCUCAACUGCUGCUGCAUCCAGCUCAGCUAGUUCUUCGGCCGUGUUCACCGGUGCUGCUGUGACCAAUCUGCCUUGCUUCUUUUUUACUGCUUUCUUCGCACUGGCUAUCGCACUUGCUUUCUAA